AUGGAUUCGUCUCCUCCAUCACCCACAAUAGAAGGUCGAAUAACUAUUGAAAGUGUUCGACAUUGGAAAUUAGACCAAGUAUCAAAUUGGUUACAAGAAAAUAAUUUUCGUGAAUAUCAAAGAUUAUUUACAGAAAAUGAUAUCACAGGUGAUGUACUAUUGGAAAUAGAUCAUGAAGUUCUUAAAGAACUUAAAAUAAGAUCAAUAGGUGACAGAAUAAGACUUUUGGUGGCGGUUAAAUCCUUAUUAAAAACAUGUCUAAGCAACAACAUUAUUAAUAAUCAUAACAAUCAUAAUUCAUAUUCAAUUAGAUAUCCGUACUAUAAGGAACAAAGUUCACCUGAAAAUGAUCGAUUUCCUAUACCAUCACUUUCAAGAUCAAAUUCAAAUUCUAGGCUUGCCAUUACCGCAGAAGCCACAAAAAUGUCACUCGAGAGUGUUAAACAGCGUUGUAUAAAAGUUAUUGGAGAAGAUCAUCAAACCAAAACAAUUCAAAUUCAUGAUGUUAAUGAUGCCAAAUCCAUUUUGGCAAAGAUAUUACAAAAAUUCAAUAUUAAUGAUGAAGUUGAAAGAUAUUGUUUAUUUACAACUUUAAGUGAUACUGGUGCCGAAUUGGAGAUGAUUUGUAAAAGUACAGACAGACCAGAACGUGAGAAACUCAUAUUGAGAAAAAAGCAUCAACCAAUAAGUAGAGAACAAUUUAAACAACAAUUGCGCGAUAAAAAACUGACAAAUUUCUUUGGCGAAAAACCACCAAGUACACAAAUUGGAACAGUACAGAAAUUAAGAAAUUUUUUUGGUCAAAGGCCACCUUCAGAAUUGAUUUCUUUAAAUUUGACUGAAUAUUUUCCUGGUCAUGACAGUGAAGAAUUAAAGCGUAGUGCUAGAAAUUCUAUAAGACGAGCUUCAAGAAUUUCAGCUGCUUCAAGAGUCUCGAGAAAAUCCAAAGCAAUUUCAAGAUCAUUUGACGAUAGAUCAAAUACUUUGACAAUACCCAACUCUAUAUUUUCAGAUGAUUCAAUUAUUAUUGAAGAAGCAUCAGAUGAGUUUGCAGGUUUCGAUGAUUUUGAUGAGUUCGAAUAUGAAGAUGAAGAGGCUGAAGAUUGGACGCCUGAUCAAGAUGAUGAAGCACCAAAAUGGAUUAAAGGAUCUUUAAUUGGCAUGGGAUCUUUUGGUAGUGUAUAUCUUGGACUUAACGCUGUUACAGGAGAAUUAAUGGCUGUUAAACAAGUUGAAUUACCAACUGGUCAAUCUGCAAAUGAAGAAAGAAAGCAAGCUAUGUUAGAUGCAUUGCAAAGAGAAAUCGCACUCCUAAAAGAUUUACAUCAUGAGAAUAUAGUUCAAUAUCUUGGAUCACAACAUGAUAAAAUGACUUUGAAUAUUUUCUUGGAAUAUGUACCAGGAGGAUCAGUUACUACAAUGAUUAACAAUUAUGGUCCAUUAAAGGAAAAAUUAAUUAAAUCAUUCGUUAAACAAAUUUUACAGGGUUUAAAUUAUCUUCAUGAAAAAGACAUAAUUCAUAGAGACAUAAAAGGUGCUAAUGUUUUAGUUGAUAGUAGAGGAAAGAUAAAAAUAUCAGAUUUUGGUAUUUCUAAAAAAGUUGAAGAUCAAUUUAUGGAAGCAACAUCAGCUCAUAGACCAUCAUUGCAAGGUUCAGUAUUUUGGAUGGCGCCAGAAGUAGUAAAACAAACAGCUUAUACAAGUAAAGUUGAUAUAUGGAGUUUAGGAUGCUUGAUUGUAGAAAUGUUUACCGGGGAUCAUCCAUUUCCUGAAUUUAAUCAAAUGCAAGCAAUGUUUAAGAUUGGUUCAGAAUCAUGUGCUCCUGAAAUUCCUCCUGAUUUGUCUAAUGAUGCGGUAGAUUUUUUGAAAAAGACUUUUGAAUUGUAA
Messenger RNA from Entrophospora candida, 1887 nucleotides. The record is from the annotation of a GenBank genome assembly. NCBI's taxonomy places the organism in Eukaryota, Fungi, Glomeromycota, Glomeromycetes, Entrophosporales, Entrophosporaceae.